AUGGAACACAUGUCCARCAGCAGCUCCUUCAAUGAAUUUCUCCUCCUGGCAUUUKCMGACAUGYGGGAGCUGCAGCUCUUGCACUUCUCCMUCUUSCUGRCCAUCUAYCUGGCUGCCCUSCUGGCCAACGGCCUCAUCAUCACRGCCAUAGCYUGCGACCACCACCUCCACACCYCCAUGUACUUCUUCCUCYUCAACCUCKCCCUCCUCRACCUGGGCUCCAUCUCCAGCACUGUGCCCAAAUCCAUGRCCAAUUCCYUUUGGRACAUGAGAACCAUUUCCUACUCAGGAUGUGCYGCCCAGGUCUUCCUGGUUGUCUUCUUAUUUGGAGGGGAGUUUUCGCUCCUCACAGUCAUGGCCUAUGACCGCUAUGUGGCCAUCUGCAGACCCCUGCAUUAUGGGACCCUCAUGAGCGGCAGAGCUUGUGUGAAAAUGGCAGCAGCUGCCUGGGCCAGUGGGUUUCUCAGUGCUCUCCUGCACACUACAAACACAUUUUCAAUUCCAGUUUGCCGAGGCAAUGCACUGGACCAGUUCUUCUGUGAGAUCCCCCAGAUCCUCAAGUUAACCUGCUCGGAUUGGUACUUGAGGGAAGUUGGGCUUCUUAUGUUUACUGCCUGUUUAAUGUUUGGGUGUUUCAUUUUCAUUGUGUUGUCCUAUGUGGAGAUCUUCCGAGCUGUGCUGAGGAUCCCCUCUGAGCAGGGCCGCCACAAAGCCUUUUCCAUGUGCCUCCCGCACCUGACUGUGGUCUCCCUGUUUAUCAGUUCUGCAACGUUUGCCUACCUGAAGCCUCCCUCCAUCUCCUCCCCAGCUCUGGACAUGGUGCUCGCUGGUCUGUACUCAGUGGUGCCUCCAGCAGUGAACCCCCUCAUCUACAGCAUGAAAAAUCAUGAGCUGAAGGGUUCCCUGAGGAAAGUGAUUUCACAGACGUUUUUCAACACUAGUAAAAUGGUCUUUUGUCUCCACAAUUGCUCUUUCUAUAUUAAAAUUUGA
Nothoprocta perdicaria is the source of this 990-nucleotide messenger RNA. RefSeq names its product olfactory receptor 14C36-like. NCBI's taxonomy places the organism in Eukaryota, Metazoa, Chordata, Aves, Tinamiformes, Tinamidae. Bases 1 to 990 code for a protein of 329 amino acids. Gene Ontology annotation, cellular component: membrane. Gene Ontology annotation, biological process: G protein-coupled receptor signaling pathway. Gene Ontology annotation, molecular function: olfactory receptor activity; G protein-coupled receptor activity. The record is from RefSeq and is a predicted model, not a curated record. The transcript has a single exon.